This is a messenger RNA of Eremomyces bilateralis CBS 781.70, 7554 nucleotides long. RefSeq lists its product as uncharacterized. The record is from RefSeq and is a predicted model, not a curated record. The transcript is spliced from 2 exons. NCBI's taxonomy places the organism in Eukaryota, Fungi, Ascomycota, Dothideomycetes, Eremomycetales, Eremomycetaceae. The coding region runs from base 1 to 7554 and encodes 2517 amino acids.
AUGUCGCGGAGGUUCGCGAACAUCUCCUACGCAGAAUGGAGGAAUCCGUACGAUUCCACCCCCUAUCGGGUGGACUUCUCGGACUACUCGGUUCCAACUGGAGAGUUCUCAUAUGUCUCAACAAUACCUCUCCCGCCGCCUCCUGUAUUCAACGAUCCAGGAGUGAGAAUGGUGUAUGAAGAAUGGAGUGACGACGAAAAGGAUGCGGUUAUGACCAAUGCGGCCCCUCCUGCUCCGGAUCCGCCUGCUCCGGACCCCCCUGCUCCUACGGAAGAGGAGCCUAAGAUUGAAGCACCAGCUCCAGCGCCAGUGCCAGCUGCGCCAGCCGCUCCACCACAUCCCGCAGACAUAGUUCCUCCGCCUUCUCCAACAUUAUCAACUGUUUCGACGAAAGCGUCGAGUAUAUCGGGCAAAGCGAAAGAGCAGAAAAAGAAGGCUAAGAAAGCGCCUCCACCGCCUCUCUUUUGGACGAGACACAAACCUAAACCACCAACAGCAAAGCCCAACCCCAAACCAGCCGAUGCACCCAAGAAAGCUCGAUCACCACCCCCAGGGCCUAAGGAGGCGCCACCGUCAGCCCCUGAACCGCUGCCUCCAUCAGCGGCAGAGGCUAGACCGGUAGACAGCCCGGAUGCGGCCCCUUCCUCUGCCCCCGAACCUAAAGACCCUGAACCGCCUCCACCGGCCGCUAAACCAGAAGAAAAUGCGCAAGAUGCACCACCUUUGGCGAUUGAACCACCCCAUCCUCCAGUAGAAUCACAAGAGCCCGCUAAACUCGCCGAAGCAAAGGAAGAAACCAAAUUAGAUGAGUCUAGCACUAAGGAAUCCCCAGCCGAGCCAACCCCAGAGGAUCCUCCUACCAAAUCUUCAGAACCGGAGGCGGUGAAAUCAGACGAACCUUCUGUUGCCGAACUCUCAUCUGCUGCUGAAGAUACAGCAAAGGAAGCCGGUGCAGCUGCUGAAGCUGCACCAACAGAAACUCAGCCUACGCCUCCCCCCGCCGCGACUGAUGACGCUCCCAGUGCGCCACAAGAUGCAACUCCCGCAGACAAUCCUAAAGAGGAGUCCGAAAAGGAUGUAGCGCCGGAGCCUGUCCCCGCCGAGCCAGAUGCGCCUGUUGAUGAUAAGGAUGACAGUGCUCAACCACCUGCUGCCGAACCAGAAUCCUCAGCAAAGAAAGAAGAAGAUAAAUCCGAGUCUACCAAAGAGUCCGAGGAGCCUGCUUCUGAAACUGCGCCCGCUGCUGACCCUGAGCCCGCUGCUGAUCCGGAUCCCGCUGCCGACCCGAAGCCCGCUGCUAACCCGGAGCCCGCUGCCGACCCAGAGCCUGCUGCCGACCCAGAGCCUGCUACUGACCCUGAGACUGCCAAGGAGCCGGAGUCUACCGCUGCACCCGAGCCUGUCGAAGAGCCCGAACCUACAGCCACACCCGAGUCAGUUGCCGAAGCUGAGCCUGCUGCUGCACCCGAGCCUACGAAGGAGCCCGAGCCUGCCGCCCCAUCUGAGCCUGCCGCUGAAGUGGAUGCUUCUGCAGACCCUACGCCUGGUGCAAAUCCUCCCACCGAAUCUCAGGCCCCGGAAGAACCUGUGCCUGCCCCGGAUCCAGAGACUGUCAAAGACCCAGAGCCUGCCAAAGACCCAGAGCCUGCCAAUGACCCAGAGCCUGCCAAAGAUCCAGAGCCUGCCAAAGGUUCAGAGCCUCCCAAAGAUCCAGAGACUGCCAAAGAUCCAGAGCCUGCGACCAAGUCAGUGGAAGAUCCGGAACCGAAACCCGCUGAUGAUAUCAAAGAGGAACCGGAGGAAAAUGCUCCUCCUGCCGAGCCUACGCCGGUAGACCCAUGUCCUGAUCCAUUCGAAGAACAGGCCGUCGAGACUGUUAAUGAGGAGUCAGCAACUCCAACUCCACCUCAACCUAGUGAGCCUGACCCGGAACCACCAGCCGUUGUUGACUCAUAUUCACCACCUUCACCUUCACCCAUCCUCCCCGAAGCACCAGAACCUCCGGUGAGCGGGGUGAAUGCGCCUCCAGAUGCAACCUCGGAGCCUCCAGCAAUUGAUGGAUCCUCUACCGAUCGUCCUAGCUCAGUCAAAUCGAAUCUCAGUUCGAAGAGCGUGUCAUUCGCCGCGGAUGUUGUUGACGGCGCUCAUGGAAAGCCAAAGCGCGUCAAGGGAAAGCCGAUGAUAAUCCGUGAGAGAGCAUCCCCUCAAAAGAAGGCUAAGGGUGGCAGCGAAGUUGGUAAAGCUAAAAGCGUUAUCAAUGAGGUGACAGAAGACGAAAAUGGUGCAGAUGGUGGAGUGAAACUGAACGAAGCUAAAGCUGGAAGCGUGGUGUCGGAGAAAGAGUCAAAAAAGAAGAAGGUGAACGGAAUGGUCAGGGAGCGGACCAAAGAGAAGCAUGAGGCAAAAGAUAAACAUGAAGAAAAGGAGAAGGAGUCGAAGAAGAAGGGGGGGAAAGAGAAUAAGGCGAAGGAGGAGGAAGAAAAGAAGAAGGAAGCCCUUCUGGUCAGGAAACCUAAAGGCAAGAAAGAGAAGGGUGGGAAGGGCAAGAAGAAAUUGAAAUCAAAGGCUGCGGACUGUGAUCCUGAGAAGGGCGCAGAAGAGGAGCACGCAGACCCGGCUUCACCUGAUGGCAAUGCAGCAAGCACUGCGGUCGACAACCCUAAAGGCCAAACUGAGUCAGCCGUCGAAUCUGAGCCUGCUCCUGCAGCAGAGGUGACAGAUGUGCCGAAUGACGCAUCCAGUGACGAGCCUGUUGGAUCUGUACAAAAGUCCACCGACACCCCCAAGGAAGAUAUUAGUGGAAAUGCACCAAAUGAGCCCAAGCCAGAAACAGCAGUCGAACCAUUACCUGCGGAACAGCACGACGCCGAACAGCCAGCGACUGAUGCCGAGGGAGCCGCUUCUGGUGUUGAUGAUACAGCUCUAGAUCAAGGUGAAGCCACUGAAACCACCGAAGCCAUUGAACCCGAAGGAGCCAAAGAGGUGCCUCUACCAAACCCCGCGGAGACGGCAUCUGUUCUGGAGAAAGAAGAAACAUCGGCCAGUAUGGGCCAAGGCACCUCAAAUCCCGAAGAUCAUGUUCCUGGCACUUUUCCCGACGCGCUUGACGACGGCCCCGAAAAGCCUGCUUCAGAAAACUCUACCAUUCCCGUCGAAGUAGUCGUAGCUGCGGUUGUUUCCUCUGCAGUUGUUGCUUCCGAAGGAUCUGAAGAUGACGAAUCGAAAGUGGGGCCUUCGAGGCAGGAAGAGGCCACAGAAGAACAUACUCCUGAGGUUGUAUUGAGUGAACAAGAGCAACAGCCUCUCGAAGGUCCCAGUGAGCCUGAAGCCAAAAAUUCUUCCGCAGCGACUGAGCCUCCUGCAACUGAUCCCCCUACGACGGAGCCUACCGAUGUCGAACCGGCUGCGACUGAGCCUACUGAAAUACUUUCUACCGAACUCGAAGACCUAAUAGCUGCUGCCACUAAACCGCAGGUUGAAGUCAUCAGUGCAACCGAAGAAAACGCCCCCGAACCAGGUCCUGCACCCGACAACACACCAACUCCUGAAGGCCAAACCGACGAUGCAAUCAUCGAAUCACCAGGAGAUGGAUCCGGAGUCGAAGAUACAAUUGCUCAAGGACUAAAUCCUGUGGCGAAUGAAGCGUCCACUCCCCAUGAAGAUGGCUAUGCUUCCCCACCCACCGAACGCCCAACGGCUGAACCUGGAGAUGGUGACAAAAUUGUGGAUGAAAAAGAACUUGCCGCGAGUGAUACGCCUGCUCCGUGUGAAGAAGGCCCAGCUGCUGCAGCCACUGAAAGUUCUGCAGGUGAGGCAACGGAAGCAGAUGAUUCAGUGCGAGUGGCGGAUAACGAUGAGCCGCCUAUGCAGCCCGAAGCCGUCGAAGACAGGAUAGAAUAUAUGCCAAACUCUGAACCAGAGAACCAGGAAUGUCCAGCCUCGAGCGAUCCCACUGCGGUUGUAGCAACGGAGCCGGAGGCCUCCAGUCCACCAGCCACUGAAUCGUCGACAGUAUCAACAGACGUGGAACCGACUGAAACUCAACAAGCAGGAGACCAGGACCCACCAACAUCUGAAACCCAGGCCGAAAAUACCGACCAUCCCCAUGUGCCUAUUUCGGAGGAGGCGGCGGUAGUGGUGGCAAAACUAGCAUCGGUGUCCGACCCAGCAGAAUCAGUUCUACCACCACCUCAAGAAUCGCAGCCAGGCCCAGCUGAUGCCACCGAAAUUGCUUUUGUAGCUGAACCAAUAAAUGAAGAUUUAGAAAAUGCACCAGUUGAGCAGAUGGGCCAAAUCGCACUACUGGACCCAGAAGCGUCCGUGAGCGGACAGGCUGACGGAGCACUCGAGGAAUUGAUUGUGGGGUUAGAAGCAAAAGAGAAUCUUCAGCCGGAUAGUUCGAUUGAUGGAGAUCAAGUAGGGAAGAGCAAGGAAAUGCAGGACACACCCAGCCCUGAACAUUCAGCGGACACUCCGAGCGAAGCAAAUCUACCUGAAUUGACCCCUGCAACGACUGUAGACGGGAUAUCAGAGCCAGGCACCGACACUGCAACGAAUGAAGUGGCCUCGGUAGAUUCAAAGCCACUUGAAGAUGCUGCUCAGGAGGCCGAGUCUGCUAAAGUAGAUCCGGAGCCAGAGGUCAGCACUGGAGGCGAUGGAGCUGCUGAUGCUGACAAGCUUAGAGAAUUGGAUCGGGCAGAACCGCCAGUCGAACAAGAGCAACCUGAAGUGGAACGCCCUGCUGGAGUCGAAGCAGAGCCUAGCGACCAAUCUACCGAACUGUUGGAAUCGAAACCCGAAGGUGAGGAGAGCAAACUAGAUACAGACAAACCCGAAGCCGUACCGGAAGUGAGUGACACUGCGGCUGGGCCAGCAAAAGACACGGACGGUGAGCCUACCCAUGAUGGAAAAAGCGGAGGAGACGCUCCCACCGAUGGCCAGCAAGAAGACUCGAAAGCAGAAGCACAUUUGCCACCUCAAGGGGAACAUGAAGACGGGGACGAAGCUGGAACUGCGCCAGAAGCACCUGAAGGGCCAUCUUCGCAACUAGCUGAGUCUCCAGUUGAAGAAGCUUCCAAUGAUGCGCCUUCUGGAACGGAAGUAGGUAUAAGCGAAGAAGGGGAAAAAGGUGAAGAAGCUUCUGCCCCUGAAGGUGUGGAGGAAAAGCCUAUGGGUGAAGUGGCCGAAUCACCUAGACAAGAAGCUGAAAUGGCGAAGGAGUCGGAAGCACCUGCAGAUGAGAAAGAGGCAAGUGACGCUGCUCCAGAGGUUCUCGAGAAGUCACUGGAAGCAGGAGAUGUGAACGUGGAGGCUCCAGCUGAAACACCUGCAACUGAGACACCUCCGGUUGAGCCUACACCUGUCGAAGUGUCCAAGGAGGAUUCUGCAGGGGCGAACAAUGAAGAACCCGUGCCAGAAGUCCAUGAAGAGCCGACGGGAGACUCGGCGACAGGCACAGAAGAAAAGGUCUCUGAGAAAUCUGUAGAUGAACCUGUCAGCGAGAAUCAAGCAGAAGUUCCCCCGGAUCCACCCGCAGAGACUCCACCUCCAGAGGCUCCCGCAACAGAGGCUCCUCAGACCGAUACUCCUCCGUUAGAGGCACCGGCAGAAGAUCCCUCAGCAGACGGUGCUGUGGAGGAUGCAGCAGAGGCACCAUCAGAGGCACCGCCUGCAGAUGAGUCAAAAGAGACGCCCACAGAGGUACCAACGGACGCGCCAUCGGACUCGCCAGUGGAGGCACCGCCGGCAGAGAUACCAAAAGAGAUACCCGGAGAGGCACCUGCUGAGGCACCGGAAGCACCACCCGCAGACAAACCCAAAGAACCGCCAGCAGAGGCACCGCCAGCAGAGGUGCAAACAGAUAAUCCCAUAGAGGAACCAUCGGAUACCCCUGUGGACGCCCCUGUAGAUGAAGACAUACCAAUUGUGGCAGAAGUAGACACAGCUGGUGGCGAAGAAGAGGUGAACAAGCCUGAACCGGCGAAGGAAUCAACAGGCAAAGACACAGAGAAAGAGCCUGAGGAUGCAAAAUCUCCUGACGCUCCGCUUGAAAGUCAAAUCAAAGAAGCAGGAGUGAAAGCUGCCGUUCCCGUAGAUGACACACCGCCACCACAAAACGAGUCACCCAAAACACCACCCAACGAAUCCGCUGUUACCGACGACUCGGUAUCUCCAAAGUCUCCUCCUUCACCAGUGGUAGAACCGAAAAGAUCACGACGUCAUUCACACCAUCAUCACUCGAAAACAUCUGAGAAUCGACGGGACAGCCACACAAGUUCGAAAAGACGCGAGAAAGCAAGCUCCAGCAAAACUCGAGAGAUGAAGCACUCUGGCACCAAGCGGUCUUCUGAAAAAGACAACCGACACACAUCGUCCCAUCGUCGCCGCAGUGAUGCUGCCGAAAGCCCUGAAGAGCGCGCUGAACGGCGUCGGCGCCGGGAUGAACGUGCGAGACGCGAUGCCGAGGAACAACAGAAAGCACAGGAGGAGCAAGAACGACUUCACCAAGAGCGGCGAGCAGCUCGAGAAGCUGCGACCAAAGAGCUAAAACAUGACGAAGAGCGCCGGCGACGGCGACACGCCGAACGCAAAGAGCGGGAAGAGAAAUCUAGGGUAGCAGAACGAGAGCGAGCCGCUGCAGAACAAGCGGACCGCCAACGAAGGAGGGAGGAACGACGGGCGAGGGAACAUGCGAGACGCGCUGCGGAAGGCGAUGCAGAUUUCGUCUCCAAGGACGGGCCCUCUGAGGACACAGGAUCGCCCCCGAAACUGUCACGCAGAAGCACGGGUGAUGCACGUCCUCGUGAACGGAAACAGGACCCCAGCCCGGCUUUCGGUGGGCUCUUCAAGUCCAAUACUGGUGGGUUCUUUGGGAUGUUCUCAUCGUCUGAGAAGAAGGAAAGGGAGCGAGCACGAGUGGCAAAGGCCGAAGUGGAUCGCCGUGAACGACAUCGACGACGAAGAGAAUCAAUGGCAGACAAAGGAGACGCGCCUCCGCAACCGGCCCCUGCAGAAGAAGGGACAAGAGACGCUCCGAACGAUGCAGCUCCAGAUGAUGCUCCAACGGAACCGGCUGCCCCUGACGCCCCACCAGCCCCCGAGCUUAUCCCCGAAGAGCCUCAGGCAGCUCCGCCAACCGAGCCUGCCGCCCCAGACGAAGUACCACCGCCAAAAGACCAGUCUCCUCCCCGCCGUAGCAAGCGCCAUUCGCACCAGGACACAUCCGCACGCCGCCGCCGCACUAUAUCCGACCGCGACCGACCGAAGAGCAUGCGUGUCGAUGGCCAUAAGGACCGAGACCGGGACAGGCAUCGAGAGCACACACAUCGGCGCCGUGACAGAUCGCACCGAUCUGGCUCGGAUAGGGAUAGGGCUAAGGAAGAUCAGGGGACGCGGGAACGGUCUCCGGAAGGGAGCGAUCGGGCGAGGACGGGUGGGCGAGAACAUGGGGAGGGGAGGAGGGAGAGGGUGAGGGAGCCACGGGAGCGGGUCAGGGAGAGAGAGACGAAGCGGAGUUCCGGGUUUUGGGGGAGUUUGAAGAAGAUUAUCCUUUGA